Loxodonta africana (African savanna elephant) is the source of this 3059-nucleotide messenger RNA. RefSeq names its product outer dynein arm docking complex subunit 3 (gene ODAD3). The record is from RefSeq and is a predicted model, not a curated record. The coding region runs from base 495 to 2288 and encodes 597 amino acids. Gene Ontology annotation, cellular component: ciliary tip; ciliary rootlet; cilium. Lineage: Eukaryota; Metazoa; Chordata; Mammalia; Proboscidea; Elephantidae. Gene Ontology annotation, biological process: outer dynein arm assembly; cilium movement. The transcript is spliced from 13 exons.
CGGGGGCACUCGACUCAAGACGGCCAUCUUGGGUAGGACUAUGAAGCCUUAGAAAGAUAGCGCUGAAGGCUCGCGCUUAAUGGCGGCGCCAGGUGCCUCCAUUUUGGGAGUGGCUGCUUCUGCAGCCGGAAAAGAACGUUUCCGCAAGAUGCCCGCGAAGCCCAGCAGGCGAAGUAAAAUGAACACGUGACUCCAAAAUACCCUUCCCCCCUCCCUCGUGGCAGAACCGCUCUGCCCCGCCCCCUGUUGGGACCGCCCCCUACGCCCCGCAGCAGCCAAUGAGAGCGGCGGCGAGGAACGCGGGCGGUUUCCUUGGGAGCUCUCCGGAAGAAGGAGGGGAAGGCGGUUACCUAGCAACUGGGAUAUGCUGAGAGGCCCUGCCAAGCUCUCGGAAAGUGCAUUCCCACAGCCCGAGGAACGCGAACUGGAUCCUGGAUUGGAGGGACUUCUAGUCACCCCCCUAGCCCCUAGGGACUUGCGACCCCACCCUAAUCAUGACAUCUCCUCUGUGCAGGGCGGCUUCCGCCAACGUUCUGACUGCUCAGGACCAAGUUUCGACGCCCUCCUCCAAGGUCAAAGGCAGUCAGCCUCAGGCCAAGACUGGCCACCCCCGAGGCAAGGGUGCGGCCCAGGCCUGGUACCCAGUCCAUUCCAAAUCUGGACAUCUCCACCCCGGCGGGGCGAAGCCCGCAGUGCACACACGGGUGGCUGAGUUACAAAGGAAGAUACAACUGUUAGAGGGCGACAGGAAGGCCUUUUAUGAGAGCUCACAGUGGACCAUCAAGAAGAACCAGGAGACCAUCAACCAGCUCCACGAGGAGAUCAAGGCAUUGCAACUACAGCUGGUGAACCUGCUCCAGGGAGAUGAGAAAGUGGUCCAGGAAGUGAUUCGGGAAUGGAAGUCAGAGAAGUCUUACCUGAAGAACAGAACAGGCCAGGCCCUGGAGUUCCUGGAUCACCGGCUGAGUGAGAAGGUGAAGCAGCUGAACUCCCUGCGACACGAGGUGGAGAUGCGGCAGAAGCGGCUGGACGAGCUCCAGCUGCAGCACAGCCUGCGAGAGCUCGAGAUGGCCGAGGCGCAAGAUAGCAACACGGAGGUGGCCAAGACCAUGCGGAACCUGGAGAACCGCCUGGAGAAGGCCCGGAUGAAGGCGGAGGAGGCGGAACACAUCACCAGUGUGUACCUGCAGCUCAAGGCCUAUCUGCAGGAGGAGAGCCUUAACUUGGAGAACAGGCUGGAUACUAUGGAGGCUGAGGUGGUGCGGACGAAGCACGAGCUGGAGGAGCUGCACCUGGUGAACCAGGAGGCGCUCAACGCCCGGAAUAUCGCCAAGAACCAGCUGCAAUAUCUGGAGGAGACGGUGUACCGAGAGCGCAAGGAACGGGAGCGCUACAUAACCGAGUGCAAGAAGCGAGCAGAGGAGAGGAAACUGCAGAACGAGCGCAUGGAACGCAAGACCCAGCGCGAGCACAUGCUGCUACAGUCCGACGACACGAUCCAGGACAACCUCCGUGCCAAGGAGGAGGAGCUGCUGCGUCGCUGGAGCAUGUACCAGAUGGAGGUGAUCUUCGGCAAGGUCAAGGACGCCACUGGUGUGGCUGACACACACUCCGUCGUGCGGAGGUUCCUGGCCCAAGGCGAUACCUUCACGCAGUUGGAGACCCUCAAGAGGGAGAAUGAGGAGACACUAGUGAGGCUGAAGCAAGAGAAACAGGGGCUGCAGCGGGAGCUUGAGCGCCUCAAGUACUCAGGGGAGGCCACGCUGGUGAGUGAGCAGAAGCUGCAUGCUGAGCUGCAGGGGCGCCUCAAGACCGAGGAGCAGCGGAGCGCUGCGGCACAGGAACAGCUAGUGCGUACCACGCGGGCCAUGCAAGUGGCCAAGGCGGGCCUCGAGCACCUGGCCGGCAAGCUGCUGUACAUCACCGUGGAGGACAGCCGCUUCGCCGGAAAGGAGCUGGAUCCCCAAACAGCCAACUACCUGCCAGACCUGCUGGGCGUGGUGGAAGAAAAGCUGCUGAAGCUGCAGACGCAGCUUGAGGCCCUCGACUUGCCGGAGAUGCUGCAACACAUCGCCGAUCGUGAGUUCUACGCCAGCUUAGAGGGAAAGCUGCCCCAGUACAACACCCGCAUCGAUCUGCCCCUUGUCAGCUCCAAGGACAAGUACUUCGACGAGGAGGAGAGUGAGGACGACGACAACCACGUGGCGACUCGUGCGGCGCUCAAGAUCCAUUCCCAGAAAUUCAUCGAAUCCCGAAGCAAGAAGCGGGGUCGCUCACGGAGGUCCUAGACUCGCCCUUGCAUCCACUUGGCACCUCCGAUUCCCUUCGGAGCCCCCGACCCCUCUGGGCCCAGCCACGGGCCCCUUCAAGGGCUGAACUGCCUCAGAUAGGCUGUGGAGCCAGUCAUCAGCACAGGGAAGGAGGGGAAAGGGGCCUGGCCGGACGUUCCCACAGUAAAUCUCCCCUAGUAGAGCUGCUGGCCUCUGAAUGCGCAAUAAAGGUCAUGGACCAGCCCCUUGGCUAUUUUCUUCUCCUUCACCCAGUACCAGAGUCCCUGGGUGAUGCAAAUGGUUAAUGCGCUCGGCUGAAAUGCUGAAACGUUGGAGGUUUGGGCCCACCCAGAGACUCUUCAGAAGAAAAGCCUGGUGAUCUACUUCCAAAAUAAUGCGCCAUUGAAAACUCUAUGGAGGAUGGUUCUACCCUGACACACAUGCGGUUGCCAUGAGUAGGAGCUGACUGGGCAACUGGUUGGUUGAUCCAGUACCAGCUAAGAGAAGUCGGCCCCUCAAAACCGGGUGCCAUAGACUCAGCUCUCUCUUGCCUGGGGAGUGAGGAGACUCCCAGCAACUGGUGACACAGACUGAGCCCUCCCUCAAAGAUCAGAGAUACUUCCAUACCUGGAGCAAAUCAGCCCUACCCACCUGAGCACAGAGGACCCUCUUGUCUGGGAACACAUACUUGCCCCCCACUCAGCGAUACAUCCUAGCUCCCCUGCAUGUAGGGACCCAGAAGAGAACUCCUAAAAAGAUAUGUAUCCUUUCUCCUGAGGACAGGUUGAU